AUGUCUCAACAUUUGGAAUUUAUCUUACUUCACAUAAUUAUCUUGUAUAAAAACUCCGCUGGCUCUAACAACUGCCCCACCCGUUUUUCAGAACCAGGUCGUAUCCUGACAGGUCACGUGGUAUACACAUUACAACGUAAAACUUUUGAGAGCUGCACUUUUUCCUGCGAAAUGGAGUGGCAAUGUCAUAGUGUCAACUACUUUUUAUUGCACAAAACUUGUGAACUGAAUAACGCAACUAGGGAGGGUUUUCCUGAAGACAUGGUGGAACAGAGUGGAGUUGUUCAUGUGUCUGUGGUGAUCCACUUCCAUGAUCCUUGUACGAGCAUGCGCUGUGAAAAUGAAGGAAAGUGUAUUACCAAUCCGACAUUGAAGUGUCAGUGUCUUGAUGGAUUCAGCGGUCUCCGCUGUGAAAGUAAGAAUCUGUUGACCCAAGUUGAACAAAAAAAGAGACAAAACAAAUAAUUUUUUUUGCGUGAUAUUCUCUAAAUAACUAUAUUAUAGAAUCACCAACAUAAAUUGUUUUUAUAUAACGAUUCGUUAAGGGUUUUCUCUUUUGACUGUUCUUUUGUUUUUUUGUUUUAUAAGGUCUUAAGUCAUUAGGUAUGGAGAGUGGAAUUAUCCCAGACAUAAAUAUCGUUGCUACAUCAUCAAAAUCAGGUUACGAAGCGGGAAAAGGUCGUCUGAACAGACCAUCUUGUUGGAUGCCAGUAAGCAAUCGUAGCACUGAGACCAUCACGGUUAAGUUUAAACACGGGGUCAAAAUUAUUGCCAUAGCAACACAGGGAGCUCCAAACGAUGGCUGUUGGGUGAAAAGUUACUUUAUCAAAUAUGGUAUUCAAAAUGUCAGAGGAUCAUUACCCAAGGUAAAAGUAAACUAUUAUUUGCAUCUAAAACGAGUUUUUUUUUCCGCUCAAAUGUGAUAUGUUAAGUUAUUAAUUCCUUCAUAUUUUUUCUUUACAAUCGUCCAUAGUAAAAGAAAUUUUUUUUCACCUUGUUGUUUCCACAGGAAUACCAGGCAAACUUUGACAAGGAAACAGUAGUUACAAACCAGCUCUCAGCUCCUUUACUUGUCGAUUGGAUUGAAAUUCGGCCUGCAAGUUGGUCCUCAUGUAUUGCGCUGAGAGUCGAGUUGUAUGGAUACUAA
Molecule: messenger RNA, 1147 nt
Organism: Pocillopora meandrina
Lineage: Eukaryota; Metazoa; Cnidaria; Anthozoa; Scleractinia; Pocilloporidae
Source: the annotation of a GenBank genome assembly